This is a messenger RNA of Stylonychia lemnae, 7557 nucleotides long. NCBI's taxonomy places the organism in Eukaryota, Ciliophora, Spirotrichea, Sporadotrichida, Oxytrichidae. The record is from the annotation of a GenBank genome assembly.
AUGUCAUAAAUUCUAGAUGGGUCAGAGCUUUAACUACCUGUUUAGUCACCAUUGCAAAAGCUGAUGAGUCAAGUAACAACCAAGCAUGUACUAAGUCCAAAUCCCUCUACCCCGUUGCAUCAUCCAGAAAAAGGAAAAGAAAAAAUCUUGAUGUCUGGUAUAGAGAGGCUGCUGAAUAGGAAAGUUGAAUUUGUUGGAGCACGAACAAUAAAACAGAUAUAAUGCAAAUCAGAAACAGUAAAUAUGCUCAACAGAAUUGGGCUACCGUUGGCUAAGAAAAUAAAAAAAGAAAAAUCAAUAAAACUUAGAAGGGAACUGAAACUCAGCAUUGAGAGGGAGACUUAAUAACUAUUAGAAUGCUCGCAUCCUGAAAAGGCAAGUACACUUUUGCAGACAUUCUAUGAACAGGAAAAAAGGGAGAUAGAGUUACGAAAAGAAAUGCUUAAGAAAAGACUUGAGGCAUCAAUAAAUGUUGUUGAAAUAACUUCUAAAAGAAGAGAAACUCGAGCGCAUAUUCCAGAUGUCAAAGACUACCAAGACAUGACUCUUGAAGACAACAAAGUACCCUCGCAGUAAAAGAAGCUGUUAAAUGAUUCUAACAACUUUAAGAGCAUAUAGAUAGAAACACUAAAUCACAACGAUAGCGGAGUAUUUAAAAGACAAGCAAUGACAGCCUAGAAUAGUGCUAGAGAAAGAACUGAACUCAGUACUUAAAUGAAAAGGUCUAUAUUUUAAGGUACUCAGAGUCUAGAGAGUUCGAAGUCUAAAUUUUAUGAACAGAAGUAAUAAGAGUAAAUCAGUGAAUUCAUUGACUCUAAUAUAAUGGGUAACAAGCCUAGUAAGGUUAAGACUUCUUUAUACACCAAUAUCAUUAGAAAUAUGGCGACCAGUUCUCAAUCUACAGCAGCAGCCAGUAUAAACAAAGGACCAAGCUAGUUAAAAAAGAUUAAAGAGGAAAGGACUCCAUCCUAAUUACAAAAAUCCUCAAGUUCUAUACAAGAAUAGCAAAGAUCUCUGACAAUACAUCCAGUGGCAAUUAGAAAUUCCUCAAAGAGGAGUUUCAGAGGCCCGCUUAUCCCUCAAAAUAAGGAUAUAAGUUCUUAUAAUCUGAAUCACUCACAGAGUAAAAAUAUAACAGACAGUUAAACAUUUCAAUCAGAGGAGAAAAUAUCAGAUUUCAACUCUCAAAGUCCCAAGAAAGGUGUGCGGUUUCACGAUAAGUAGCCUAAUAGUAAAAAUUUCUCAGGGGCUAUGUCAAAUGCAAGUGCACAUAUCACUCAUAAUAACGUCAAGGGGGAGUACUAGUUCAGAGAUAUUUCUGUGCUUUUAAAGAAGAAUUUCGGUCCUCGAUUGGGAAACACAAGAGAUGGUACAGCAUAAGAAAUCAAGUUAGCUAGAUUUAUGACACCUAAAAAGAAUGUGCUAAUUAACAAUUUAGCAACAUUUGAAGGUAAAGCCUAUGAUGAGAUCUUUGUAGUAGUGGAUUAGUAUCAGAGAAUUCUUGAUGAGAUUAACAACAUUAAAAUGCACUUAGCAAAGAGACCCUAGGGUAAUAGCUAAGCAUAAAUGGAUUUCAAAAAGUAGCAAUUAUACCAAAGUUGGCUUAAUGCCAUUGAGGUGUGUCAAGAGAACGGAGAUUUCACUCUGAUCUUUUAUUCAUAUAAGUUUGCAGGAGAAAUCUACCUAGAAUUCAAAGACUUCUAAGGAGCUAUCAAAUAGUUCAGACAUUUGAAAAAUCUCUGCGACGAGAAGCUCAAAUAUCGUGAGAAAAUUUAUGCAUUUGAGUAGAUAGGCGUCUGCUACAGGCUGAUUGAAGACUACAACCAAGCUAUCAAGUUUUUCAGGAAAUAAUUGGAGCUGUCAUGGGAAUAAAAUGACGAGAGAUCUGAGAUAUCAGCUUGUGAUUAACUAGCAGUCACAUAUUUUUAUCUAGGUGACAUGGAAAAAGCUCAUCACUUUAACGAUAGAAUGAUGAGGGGUAAAUUAGAAAAUGACUUAUCAGUCAUAAAAAGAGUGAGUAAAAACUUGAUUAUAUCAAAGAGAAAGAGGCCCAAAUAUGAAUUCUACUUGAAUCCUGAUCAACUUAAUGACUAUCUAAACAGAAAGUAAGAGCAACUCAGUGGAAAGAAUUAGGUUACAGUUGACUUUGGUUUAAGCAAAGCGUAUUAACUAUUACCACACUUCACAACUAAAGAAGAUGAGGAUUUGCUCUCAAAUGAUGAUGACUACGUUGAAUAUGGAGAAGAUGGCACAGCAAUUACCAAGAAAAAAGAAAAACCCAAAAUUCAGUCAGAGACUUUCAUAGUCAAUGGCCCAAAGUUCAUUACAGAGGAUCUUGUCUACUUAAAUGACCCUCCUCCUUAUCCAUAUCUACCAGUGACAGAUCCACUUCUAAAAAAGUAGAAAAUAUAUAAGAGACCUACUACCUAGAGCAAGAAGUAAAACAGUAAAAAUUUUUCGAUUAGAGACUACAUUGGUGCUGAGAUGUUUAAAUAUGACUUGGCACCUAGAAAUUCGCACAGUGCUCAGAGACCUAAACUUGAUGGACAUCAAAUUUUCCAUAACAUUAUUGAAAGAGUCAAGCAAACAGAUGGAGGGAAUAACAACUUAAAUAUGAAUCAAAGAGGACAAAGCACAGUGAAUCAUCUGAGUUUGCUAAGAACAAUGGCUAAGAAUCAAAUACUAUAUACAUUUACAGUUGAGGCUCUUGAGAAGAGUCUAGACGUUUUCAAGUCAAAUAUCCUCAAGAGACAAAUGCUGAUGUUCCUAAGAAAAUGGAAACUAGGAGUCGAGUAUGAGGAGAUAUGUUAUAAUCAUAAUUUUAACGCUAAAAUAGUUUCUCUCAUUAGGCAAUAGCAGAUCACUUCAAAAAAUAGUAGGCCUAUUACCUAAGUUAAAUUUUCUGAUAGGAAGUUUUAUGGUUAUGAAAAUGAGCUCACAUAUUUUGAUUUCUUCUUAAAAAAGAAAAGAGAAGAAAAUUAGGAAUAAGAAAUCAGAUUUUCAGAUAGUUAUGGAAAUUCAAAUACACCACUUAUCAUUACAGGAGACGAGGGCAGUGGAAAAUCAUCAUUAGUGAUUUAAUGGCUUAAAUAAUUGACUAACCCACUUAAAGUAGCUGUCGGCCAACCACACCCCAAUAAAAAUCACGUGAUAAUAUAUCAUUUCGCUGGUGUAUCCAACUGUGAUCUCAAGUAUUAAUCAUUCAUAUUCAGAACUUUGGUGAAAUUAAGGCAAGAAUAUGAUAUCCAGCAUAGAGUGGAGAUUAUUGAUGAUAAGCUAAGAAUGAAUUUCGCUAGAUGGCUUGAAUUAGCAAGUCAGAAACACGAAGAAAGAUUAGAUCCUGAUAGCAAAAUCAUACUAAUCCUGGAUGGCCUUGAGAAUUUUCACGAUGUUGAUACCUAGGGAGAAGAGUCAGCUGAUUGGAUUCCAUGGACUUUUCCAAAUCAUAUCAAGGUUAUACUAAUGACAAGAAAAAACUCAAAAGCAAUGAAUCAUUUCAAGCUAAGAAAAUAUCCCAUCAUUUACAUGAAUGGAGUUAGCACUUAAGAAAUUUCUUCAAUGAUUGAAGAUUAUGCCAGAUCUGAUUCAGGAAAGCAAAUAAGUACGAGGCUCCUUGAUCAAGUCAAAUAAGAACUGAUCUUUAAAGUAGGAUUAUCGCAUUAGGAAAGUUUUAUUAAUCCAGAUGAAUUGAAAGAACUGCAGAGUUUAUCAUAUAUUCCACCUUCUCCAGGUACUAAUGAGGUAUCCUCUUAUUCAUUAAUGGAAAAUAAGGUGAAAAAACCAGCAUUCACACUAUUCUAAGGACUCUAAGCUAUGAAUCAAAUGAAUCCAAAAUAAAAUUCAUAUGAUCCAUCAAUGAUAAAAAAUUAAAGCAUGACAAUAGCUACGAAUGUGAAUUAAGCCAACUAAAAUACUGUAUUCCAAAUUCCUAGCUCACUGCCAGAGCUCAAAAGUAUGAUAUAAGAUCCCUUUAAUUCAAAGUCUAAUCCUUUGGUAGUAAAAGGUAUCUUGAAUUUCUGUUUGCUCUACAAUAAAUAUCAAAGCAGAGAUGAUGAGUUAUUCAAGGUAGUACCUUUAGAUCCAAGAUAAGUUUUGGAGAGCAGAUCGCUGAAGCAAAUGUUCAUCACAGCUAUCAAUCAUUUUAGACUUUACUUAUUCACCAUCUCGUCAAAUAACACUGCUGAGGAACAAUACAAGUUUGAUACUCUUAUAGGAUACAUCUAUGUAUCAAGAAAGGGGGUUACGGAGAAGGAGUUAUUUGAGUUAAUACCUAGUUUAAGUGACUAGCAGUUUCAAAGAUUUAUGUCAGUCUUUGGAUUCGCCUUGGUUAAGGAAUAAGAACAGAUCUUUAUCAAACAUUCAAGCUUUAAAAAAGCAGUGAGGGAAAGUGUUCAGCUCAUUAAGAAUGAAGAUUAAAAGAUAGUUCUUCACAGAAAUUUGUCAACGGUCAUAGAAAAAGAGACAUUUUCUCUGAGAUAAAUAGAUGAACUCUCACACCAAUAUUUCAUGGGUAAAUGCUGGAUUAAACUUAAAGACUUAAUUUCUAACAUCGAAGUGUUUUCAAUUAUGUUUGUGCCUGAGAUUAAACAUGAACUUGCAUCUUACUGGCAAUGCCUUGAAUAGCAUAAAUAUGAUCCUGUUGCAGAAUAUAAUAAAGCUCUUGAGGGAUUUGUAGUAAAGUAUCGCCCAAACAAUCAAGAACUUUUUGUGAUUCUCAUUCAACUCUCUAGAUUCUUUAAAGAGCUGGCUGACUUAGAAACCAAAUACACUCCUUAGUUUAAGCAUCCCCCACUCAGAGGCCAAAGUGAGCUUGAAUCUAUCACACUCUUGGGAGAGCUCUAGAAGUUAGAUGAUCUAUACAACCCUCAUGCAAAUUCAACUGCAGUUAGUUCAAUUGUCAACGAACCUCUUCUGGGUGAUGUUGAGCAUUUUAACGUAGAUAAUACAAUUGUUAGAGAGCAGAUUAUGAAUAAAAUCAAGAAAGAACUAGAAGACUCCAAGAAUGAGAAAGCUAAAGAUAAUCUCAACAACAAAAAUGGAGGUACUAGCUCCUAGAUAUACUACUACUACAAGAGAUGGAUUUGGGUUUAGUUUCCCUGGUGUACGAUAGAUGUGUACUCUAACUUAUCAAAUAUUAUGGAAAUGUCAAUGGGCAGUCACACUAACUAUAUUUCUACUGCUAAGGAAAAUGAGCUAGUCAACGGAACAAUACAGAUUUUGAAAGAAGCUAAAUUGAGAAAGAAAAAUAACAGAGCCGCCCUAAAUCAAAGCUCAGCCAACGCUUCUCAAGGAAAAAGCUCUAAAAACACAAGAUCAUUGUCUCCAAGCAGAAACACAAACAAGAAUAAGCUUAAUCUAUCAGCUGCUACCCCAAUGAAGAUGGAACUUAGAAACAAUCUUGUCAGAAAAUAGACAUAAAAUUUAGGAGGGAAUACUCAAAACAAUGGCUCUACACUUCCUCCAAUAGCUCCUUAAUCAGCUAAGAAUGCAUAGCAGAGCUUUCCGUAUUAAUCAAGAUUUAGCAAAAAUCAAAGCUUUAAAGUCGGAUAUAGAUCAACUUCAGCGGGAGGUCCACUUAAAGAUCCUAUGUCUAAGUCAAUGAACCACAGAAAUUUAUUGUCUUUAUCACUUGAUUCUGAGGAUAAGAAAUCGCCUGAAAAAAUGCUUACGAAGCUAACAGACAAGAUAAAUCUCAUUGAAAAAUAGGAAUUGCUAAAUUUAGAGCAGCAAAAUAUGGGAAUGGGCUCAGAUCUUAAUUAAAUUACUUUUCAAAUUCUGAGAAAAGAGAAAGAGUUAAGAUACCUUUAAGAGCUAUAUGAAACGCUGUAAACUGAGGAAAAUCUAAAUCAAUAAGAGAAAGUAAAGUUAGAAACAACUGAAGCUAAGCUUCUAAAAGCUUAUGAAAACUUGAACAGAGUAGAAGUAGAAAAGAAGCGUUUAGAAUAGAUAUUUACCGUGUGUCAGAGGAAUCCAGCUAAAAACCAAGAAUGGAUAAGAAAUUUGGAGUCCUAAGUAGAAAGUAUGAGAAAAUUAGUCAGAUAUCAAGAGCUUUAAAUACAAUAAUACAAGACUGAAUGCGAGGAUAAUUCUAGAUAAAUGAUAGAAGUUCAAUAGUAAAUGGAGGAGAAGAGAAAACUAAGAGAAUAAGCUAUAUACAAAGUUACAAAUAUUAUUGAAAAGAAGAGAUAACUUGAUAUUAGAGUUGCUGAGGUAGAGGAGCAAAGAACUUAAAUCCUCAAAGGAAUGGAAGGACCAGAAAAAAUAAUUAAUAAGCUAAAAUAAAGAUAAGUAGUAUACAGGAAAUGGAUAGCAAAGCUGCAAGUGACUAAGGCUUUUGUGAAUGAGAAGAAAAACUACUAUGAAAGAGCAUUUAGAAAGAUUACAGCUGUUACUGGAAUAUCAAAUCCAAAUGACAUCGAAGGGCUAUUAGGGUUUAUUGAAAGGACCAAUGAUCUGCGAAAGACAAAGUAAACUAGAGAAAGAAAGGUUGACUAAAUGAAACUGGAAAAACUUAGACUUGAAGAUGAAUUGAGAAAUAUAUAGAAUGGCUAGCCUUAAUACGAUCAUACUGAUAUUGAAUAGCUCUAGAAUAAGCAACAGGAAAAGGAUAAGGGUUUGAGAGAUCUUAAAGAUCUCACACAAAGGACAUUAUUCUAAAUCGCUGACAUGAAGAGUGGAAUAGUAAAUGUUGCUAAAAAACUAGGUUUAAAAGGUGUAGAAAUAGACAAGUAAAAUAUGUCAGACUACAUUGAAAAGAUACAUGAGAGAUAUAAUGCUAUAAUGAGAAGUGUUUAAAUUAAACAGCAAAGAAUGGAUUUUACUAUGAUUAUAGAAGAAGCUGAGGCGAAUCAAUCUCAGAGAGAUAAUGACCAUGAAAGGAGGUCGGGGACAGAAUCAGCAAAUUUAAUGAGGCAAGAUUCAAAGUAGGUAACAGAUCUUGUAACUAACAUGAAUGAUGAUAAGGUCUCUGCAGUGAAUAAUUUGAGCAGUUAAGCUGAAACUCCAAUAAGGUAAAGAAAGAGAUAGCCGAAGUAAACAAAAGCUUUGACGUAAUCUGACUAAAGUGCAAAUAACUAAAAUCAGGAGAAUCAGAACAACCUAAACACAACAAUUAAUUAGAUUCACUAACUGCACUCAAGAGGUGAGAAGAACGAGGAUUCAGAAAUCGAAGAGAGAAAUCAAAUGAAGCAUGAUAGAAUGAAGGUUAAGGAACUUCUUGGAAUGCUCAAAACUAGAAAUUCAAGCAGUGGGGCUUUAGCAUUGUUAGCAAGUAGUUCGACUUAGAAAUUAAGGUUGAAGUCGCCAAGGCAAGUUAGCCAAUCAAUUGACUCUGAUUCACUAAAUCUUUCCGCCUUGCCUGCACCAGGGGGUAAAAGGAUAAGCAAAUUGGUCUCUCAAAAUUUAAACAAGAUAAUAUUUCACUAGAUAGGGUAAAACCAGGAUAAAUUACAAAACAUCUCAAUCAUUGAUAAAAAGCCACCAACAUCCUCAAUGCAAAGUUCAAUUUAAAAGGCAAAAAAUUUAAUCAAAUCAGUUAAGAUCUUAAAGCAAUAAUGA